AUGGUCUCCACAACUGCAGCGGCUCUUCUUCACAACACCGUUACUCGCCUCACACUUGGCAACACCCCACUACACGCUGUGCCCAUAACAGUCGCCCAACAACUGCGGCCUCUUCUCGAGUGCAGCACUUCCCUCACGGCCUUCACACUCCACACACAGUUCACACCGCCAGAGUCACUGCGGCUUCUCUUGUUGGGAGCCUCCCGCUGCCGCAGUCUUCAACACGUGCGGCUCGUUGGUGGGAUCAGUGUUCUCCAGUCAAAGAUGGUCAUGGCCGCCUUCACACACUUCACACUCGCACACAACAUAAAAAGACCCGCCACGGCCAGACGUGUGGAUAAGAGUCCAGUGAGUAGAUGUCCACACACACCAGCACCAGCACCAGCACCAGCCGUAGGAGGAAGAGGAAGCGAAAGAGAAAGAGAAAGAGGAGUGGCCGUUAGAAGAGAGAAAGCGGAAGAUAGACGAAAUCAUGUAGGACAAUGCAAUAAAUACAGUCGAGUACACUCUGUGGGGAUUCCAAACACAAAAUCCACUCAAACUCCAUCUCCACGAUCUCCACGAUUAUAUGAAGGAGUAUACGUUGUACUAGAUCUACACCAUCUGGAUGAUGUUGUGGCGAGUAUGUUGUUAAAAGGUCUGGAGCGAUCUGAGCGUAUUGUUGGUUUGGAUGUACGCAUUGCACCAACUUCACAGGCGUCUGUACGUAUUGCAUCUCGAAUGCUUUCUCGUGCCAAUAUUAUUCUCUCUCGCAAUGCCAAACGAGUGAAUUCUCUACGUGCUACACCAAAGGCACCACGACAGGCCACACCCUUUUCCCCUACGAAUGAAAAAGAGAUUUUGAAAUCACCAGCUGUGGAGGGAAAUGCUCAUUCCAAUAUUGUUUUCGCAUCUGAAAUGGCAACAGGAGCCCCACGAGAGCCGUCAGCGUCUAACUCACGUAAUCUCCCAGCACGUCGCUAUUCCCCACCACGACUACUUUCCGCAACACCACCACCACCAUCACCACAACUACAAGAACAGAGAAAACUACCGUAUUCACCACCCCCACGACGGCCUGUAAUGAAUGGACGACAGCGUUUCUUUCGAGAAGGAGUAGAGGAUGUGUGGUGUGUGCCAAAACAUACAAGAGAUGAAGGGCACUGCACGGAUUGUUUUGUCUGCAGUGAUGAUAUCCGUUACUCUGAAGGGUUGUCUUCACCAGACCGGAGACGAGCCACAGAUGUACCUAAUCAUCAUGCUUGGAAUAAUCGAAGAGCUCACAUGCAUGGUGGCUCUUCCGUACAGCCAACACCACGCAUGAUGCAACAGGAGAAAGAGCAACAAGAAGAAGAAGAAGAAAAUGAAAAAGAAGAAGGUGCGACUGCAGUAGCAGCAGCAUUAACAACAGGAACAACAAUAACAACAACUCAUGCGAGUCCAUCUCCUUCACAUUGUACACCUUAUACACCGCGACAUGCGCCACCAUCGCCGAGAGGACAGGCAAUACAACAAAUACGCUAUCUGCGUGGUUGUGUGCGGGAUAUUAACGCAGUGGUGGUGCGUUUUCAAGUUGUAAGCCGUGAGUCUGUUCAGAGACUAGUUACAGAGAUGCGCGUUUUGGAAGAGCAGUUGACAGAAAAAGUUACUGCAAAAUUAACUGACAUGAUGAUGUCCUUAUCAGAUAUGGAAAAACAAGAAGGAUAA
Molecule: messenger RNA, 1686 nt
Organism: Trypanosoma theileri
Lineage: Eukaryota; Euglenozoa; Kinetoplastea; Trypanosomatida; Trypanosomatidae
Exons: 1
Coding region: 1-1686 (561 amino acids)
Source: RefSeq, a predicted model, not a curated record